AUGACGUCAGUACCAAUCUUAGCACCAAAUCCUAAAGCUCUAGCUCCAGCUCUCAACACCACGCCCUCUCUCGUAUUCGUCUUCUUGCAACACCAAUUAACCACUCUCACCACCCCAAUAAUGUCCGACAGAGCAAAAGAAGCCCUGCGCGCCGAAUCCACCCACCUACGCGCGACCGCGCAAGAUGUCCUCCUCUCAGGCGCAUACCUCUACCCCUUCAAGGGAAUAAUCCACCUCGCAACCCACAAAUCCCUAUACGCCCCGCUCCGCGGCAUCCUAACCCAAACCCUGAUCGCCGGCGCCUCAAUAACAACUGCCCUCUUCGUCUUCACAUACGUCCCGCAAACCGCGCUUCUCACGUUCACUUCGGGCCCGUUCUUUGCGCCGAUCGCGGGGGCGCUCCUUGUUCUCGCCGAAGCCAGCGCCGUCACGCACUUCGUUGCCCGCGGGUGGAUUAUCCGGGAUGCGCUGGUCGAUGUCUUUGAUGCGGUGCUGUUGGAGAGGGGGUGUGAGGGGCUUGUGAGCGAGGGGAGGGUUGUGAGGUCUAAUGUGAAUUCGUUGAUGGGAAGGCUUGGGAGGAUGGUCAAGAAGCCCUUUGGAAGUUCCGGCUCUGCUGGUGGUGGUGGUGCUGGCGGGGUUGUUGGAGGGAUGAUAAGGUCGAUGGUCCUGCUGCCGUUGAAUUUUGUUCCGGUUGUUGGGACGCUGCUUUAUCUUUAUGUUAAGGGGAAGAAGGCUGGGCCGGGCUUGCACGCGAGGUAUUUCCAGCUUAGGGGAUUUGGGGGUAGCGAUAGGGAGGAGUGGGUGACGAGGAGGAGGGGGGGAUAUACGGGGCUUGGAAUGGCGUCUGUGCUACUGGAGAUGGUGCCCUUUGCGUCGAUGGUGUUUGAGUUUAGUAACGCCGUUGGAGCGGCGCUGUGGGCGGCGGAUUUGGAGAAGGCGAAUAAGUAG
This is a messenger RNA of Aspergillus puulaauensis, 948 nucleotides long. RefSeq lists its product as uncharacterized. Lineage: Eukaryota; Fungi; Ascomycota; Eurotiomycetes; Eurotiales; Aspergillaceae. The coding region runs from base 1 to 948 and encodes 315 amino acids. The transcript has 3 exons. Gene Ontology annotation, cellular component: lipid droplet; ascospore wall; prospore membrane. The record is from RefSeq and is a predicted model, not a curated record.